CGCGAUCCGGGCGCCGAGGGGCUGCCAUGGGGCGGGGAGCGGCCGCGGCGUCGGGACCCGGCUGAGGACGGCAAGCGGCGGCGGGGCGGCCGGCCCUGUGGGCCCGAGCCGGCCCGGGGGCGGCCACGCGGGCGCCCACGUCAGCGGACGGCCUUGGUGUGCGUCUCUCCCGAGCCACCGAGCAUCAGCUGCAGACAUGGAACGUGAGCACGUCGGCGGGAGCAAGGAGCUGGGCGUGGCCGCCCCCUUGUACCGUUGCUCGGCCUGCAAUGGGGACGAGGACUGGGGCCUCAGCCACCCCAUCCGGGGCCGCGCCAAGUCCCGCAGCCUGUCUGCCUCCCCGGCACUGGCUGGCAACAAGGAGUUCAGGAGGACUCGCUCACUGCACGGGCCCUGCCCGGUGACCACAUUUGGACCAAAGGCCUGCGUGCUGCAGAACCCCCAGGCCAUCAUGCACAUCCAGGACCCUGCGAGCCAGCGGCUGGCCUGGAACAAGCCGCCAAAGAGUGUGCUGGUGGUGAAGAAGCUGCGGGACGCCAGCCUACUGCAGCCCUUCAAGGAGCUGUGCUCGUACCUGACGGAGGAGAACGGUAUGAUCGUGUAUGUGGAGAAGAAAGUUCUGGAAGACCCGGCCAUUGUGAGUGACGCUCACUUUGGACCAGUGAAGAAGAAGUUCUGCACCUUCCGCGAAGAUUACGACGACAUUUCCAACCAGAUUGACCUCAUCAUCUGCCUGGGCGGGGAUGGCACGCUGCUGUACGCAUCCUCUCUCUUCCAGGGCAGUGUCCCCCCGGUCAUGGCCUUCCACCUGGGUUCCCUGGGCUUUCUGACGCCCUUCAGCUUCGAGAACUUCCAGCCCCAGGUCAUGCAGGUCAUCCAGGGGAACGCGGCUGUUGUUCUGCGGAGCCGCUUGAAGGUCCGGGUGGUGAAGGAACUUCGCGCCCAGCCGCCUGCCGUCUCCAACGGACUCAGUGAGCACCUCAGUGAGCACGGGGUGCCGGCCACUGCCCUGGACAUGGAACUGGGGAAGCAAGUGAUGCAGUACCAGGUGCUGAAUGAGGUGGUGAUUGACAGGGGCCCCUCAUCCUACCUGUCCAACGUGGACGUCUACCUGGACGGGCACCUCAUCACCACGGUGCAGGGGGAUGGUGUGAUUGUCUCCACCCCCACGGGGAGCACAGCCUACGCGGCAGCCGCCGGAGCCUCCAUGAUCCACCCCAAUGUGCCGGCCAUCAUGAUCACACCCAUCUGCCCCCACUCGCUGUCCUUCCGGCCCAUCGUGGUCCCUGCAGGGGUAGAGCUGAAGAUCAUGCUGUCCCCAGAAGCCAGGAACACUGCUUGGGUAUCCUUCGAUGGACGAAAGCGACAGGAGAUACGCCACGGAGACAGCAUCAGCAUCACCACAUCCUGCUACCCGCUGCCGUCCAUCUGCGUGCGAGAUCCCGUGAGCGACUGGUUCGAGAGCCUGGGCCAGUGUCUGCACUGGAAUGUGCGCAAGAAGCAGGCACAGUUCUCCGAGGAAGAAGAGGGUGGUGCCGAUGGCUAGAGUCCCGGCCAGGGACGUGGAGGCAGCCUUUGUCCACCACAUGACCUGUUAAUGUUUCAGAUCUGAUUCUUUUUUGUAUUUCUAAGUGAGGUGCCCAGCGCGCGGCAGGCACUGGGCAGUGGGUCACCUCCAGGCGCCUACUCUGAGUCAGUGAGGUCUUGGGGGCGCUUGUGGUUAAUCAGUCUGUUCUUUGGUGUGAAAGCAAUUGUCACGGCCUAAAUUCUCUCAAUGCACCAAUUCUCCCUGAUUCUGCACCUGUCCUUAGAAUGCUGGAGGGACACUGAGGGACUCAGUGCCAGCCUGGUUUGAUGGACAGCGAGGGGACUGUGGGCGCUGUGGCUCCACCGCCAUGAGUGGAGUAGUGGGGGCUGUCUGGUUGAUUAUUCUCAGGACGUCAGGCUUUUGGGGUCCCCAUCACCCCUUGACGAUGUGCCCCAGGGCCUGGCAAGGGAUUGCCCCAGGCCACGUGUUCUUGAGCUCCCGUGGGCCCCGCGGGGCGGGUGCACGUACCAGUGACCCUGGCGCCAGCUGGGCAGGAGGCCCCUGAGUUCCUGGGCAGCCCUGUGCCUUCGCCAGGCCGGGAUGGGCUGGCCUCAGUGGCCCCAUGGUGCCCUUGGCCAGGCAUGGGUCUGCAGAGCUGGCCCUGCUCCGGGUGUGCUGACCACUGCCUGACUCCUGCCCGCGUCUGCUCACAGGAAGGAAGGGCCUGGUACCCUAAUGUCCAUACUGUUAAUAUCUCGAAAGUUUGUUCAAUGUUGAAAAGCUUUAUCACUAUUUUCCGAUUCUUUCAAUAAACAGACUUGU
This is a messenger RNA of Sorex fumeus (smoky shrew), 2350 nucleotides long. RefSeq names its product NAD kinase (gene NADK). Lineage: Eukaryota; Metazoa; Chordata; Mammalia; Eulipotyphla; Soricidae. Bases 197 to 1546 code for a protein of 449 amino acids. The record is from RefSeq and is a predicted model, not a curated record. Gene Ontology annotation, molecular function: NAD+ kinase activity. The transcript has 12 exons. Gene Ontology annotation, biological process: NADP+ biosynthetic process; NAD+ metabolic process.